CAAAACAACGCUAGUUAGUAAUGGAGAUCCUGGGGCAAGAAGUGAGGUUACCGGAUCGCAGUACGUCGCCUACACCGGCUCUUACACCAAGCGGAGAGCGCAUCGGAGAUGGCGCUCAGCCCGUGUGUUCUUUGUGUCUGUCCGGUCCUGGAAGAUACACUUGCCCCCGGUGCAAUGCACCCUACUGCAGCCUCGCUUGCUACAGAGGGCCCAGGCAUGAGACGUGCUCCGAGGCCUUCUACAGGGACUCCGUACUGGAAGUGCUGCGGGCUGAGCAGGCGGAGCCGCAAGGUAAACGGCAGAUGGAGGAGAUGCUUCUUAAAAUGAGGGAAGAGGAGGCCGCGGAGGAGCAGGCUGUAAACAUGGGCGCAGUGCACGAGCUGAAUGAAGAGGAAGCCGGACUAUGGGGUUCUCUUACUCAGAGAGAGAGGCAGGAUUUCCUUAGGCUGCUGAAGAGUGGAGACAUUGGAGCCUUAGUCCCGGAGUGGAGACCAUGGUGGGAGGCAGCCCAGCUCUCAAGCAACAAAGACAACGCCGGGAUAUUGGAGCUUCCUGGGGGAGAGCUGAACUUGAAGAGUCACCCGGAGAAGCUGGGUAGAUGCCCAGAGUUACCGAGUGCAGAUGGAGAAAAAUGUCAGGACGCGCAAAGCAUCCCCAAACCUGUAAGUCUACAGGAACAAGGAGCUGAUAAAGUCAAUGUAUUAGGCUGGCAAGAGGGUGAGGAGCAAAAUAAAACCUCUGGCCAGGAAACCUUUGAAAGUCAAGGUAAUCAGAAGAUGGAAAGACCUGGGACCAAAACUGGGACCACCUCUCAUGGUCGCCAAGCUUGUUCACCAAAUAAGAAGGAUUGUGCUAAUAAUGUGUGUGGUUCAGAUACAGAGAGGACAGAAAUAAUACAGGACAACGUAUCUGAAGGUGAUGCAACAGGAAGAUCUUGUCCAAAUGUAGCAGGUCAACCUUUGCUGUCCAGCAUUCCACCUGCCUUUAGUUCUAUCCCACCCUUGCGCUCCCUUAGCAGUAAUCCUUCCCACUUGGUACAGUUUAGUGUUGUAAAUGCUAUUUAUGGUUAUGCCUUUUCCCUUUGCCGUCACAAUGGUGAUCUGGAUAAUGAAGACAUGUUGCUGGAUUUCACAGGAACUUUGCUAGGUGUCUCUGGUACACUCAGCUCGGCUGUAGUUUAUAAUGACACCGUACACGCGCUACAGAGUGCCAUUCGUGCAGCAUCUGACCCGCUGUUAGGUGGCGAUGAGGGGGGAGCCUGUUCUGCCAUUGAAGCUACAUCACUCAUCCUCCUGGGAGAUGGUAGCAAAACCUACUCACUGGCUGCUUUAGCUCAUACGUUUCAUGUGCUGAGAAGGGUCCGUAAAUUAAUAUCUGAGGACGAACGUAUGAGAAGAGUGGUUUUCAAUGCAAAGAAGAAGUGCAUGUUCCUGGCAGCAUGGGUAAAUGAAAAUGAUAACCAUUUGCCUAUAUUGUCUGAAAUGGUGAGGAAAGAGUACCAGCAGCACCUGGAAUACAUGAGUGGAUUAAAAGAGAUAUCUAGUGGACUCCAGAAAAUCUGGGGUGGAAAAAGACCACCACAAAAGAGGGUGCUGAUUGAAGAUGUUAGCGCUGGCACAGCAUGAGAAAUUGCUAGUGUUUUAUUGUUGUAUUAAAAGAGAGCUAUUUUUUCACUGCACCAUUUUGUAUGAUGUCAUUGGUUGGUUUUGUAUGAUGUUGUGUGUUUCAUUGGUGUCCUUUGUGUCCUACUUUACAGUAAUAAAAAUCCAAUGGAAAGAACAA
Molecule: messenger RNA, 1782 nt
Organism: Spea bombifrons (plains spadefoot toad)
Lineage: Eukaryota; Metazoa; Chordata; Amphibia; Anura; Pelobatidae
Gene: ZNHIT2
Product: zinc finger HIT-type containing 2
Exons: 1
Coding region: 21-1625 (534 amino acids)
Source: RefSeq, a predicted model, not a curated record